AUAAAACAUACAAUUAACAAAAAUAAACAAAAAUAAACAAAAAUGAACAAAAAAUAAACAAAAAUAAACAAAAAUAAACGAAAAUAAAAAAAUAAACAAAAAAAAUAAACAAAAAUAAGACGCUAAGGUUCAGCUGGUGCAAUAUGGAAGUUUAAAAUUUCCCUCUAUAUAAUUAUACGGAUGAAGUAAUGAAAAAAAUAAUUAAUACAUUUUCAUAAUAACUCUAAAUAAUCCAAAUAUAUAUCUAUUAUUGUCUACUUGCUUUUUACUCCUUAGGUGCGAAAGUUAAUAAUUAAGAACUCGUUUUUUCUUCUAUUUAAGUAUCUUUAAUAACGAUCGUAACAGUCGAUAAUAAAAAUUGGAAUUAGGCACUUCGAAAUGAUAAGAGUUCAGAUUAAGAAAAAAUAUUGUUUUAUUUUGUAAUGAAACUAGGACAUCUGUCUUUUUCAAAAGUUCGUUGUUAGUAAGUUUUCAUGAAGUGUUUUAUUUUUAUCUUCUUCUUAUAACAACGACUAUUUUCUAUUACUUUCUUAGGAGCGGCGUCACAGGGCGCAUGUGUGAAAGAUGGAAAGAAAGCAGCCUGGAAAGACUUAAAGGGAGCAGGGUCGGGGUGGAAAAAUGUUACAGUUUUACAAAAAAGAACUUUUGCUCGUUUUGAAAAGUGAAACAUCCUUCGCAAUUACUUGUUUCACGGACGCAAAAACCUGUUAGGUCAUUUUUGUUUUUGUUUUAAUAUAUGAACUUCCUGUCUAGUUCGCUUUAAGCGUACGAAAGCACAAUUAACACUUACCAAUGUAAAUACAUUGCAUUUUCUUGCUAAUCCAACCGAAAGCUGGUUGUACGGAAAUUCUUUUCCUGGCACCUAAGUAAAUGAAACGACUGCAAUAACAAUGGUAUUUUAAUUUGUGGAAAGUCUGUAGGACGGAUAAGAAGAUUUUAUAAUAUCCUAAUAUAACUAACUAGUAAUAUAACUAACUAGUUGGCCUUUUAAAAUGGCUGUCUGUCUAUCUGUUUUCUUAUCAGCUUUGUAUUAUGUUUUUCUAAAAACAAUGAAUGCUUUUUGUUUCAGCAUAGUAAAUAUUUCUAAAAAAGCAUAUCACCAAUCAAAAUGAGAAGAGCAGGAAGGAUGAUAUAAGCUAAAUAAACGUACGGUAGCUGAGUUAAUAAUUGAGAUAUCUGAUACAUGGAGAAUGAUGAGAAAAUAAUUAUUAAAUGAUGUAGUUUAUAUAAUCAAACUUAUUCUGAAAAGUGAUGAAAUGAAGAGGAAAGGACCCCGUGUUCUUAAAUUUGGUUUCACUUUUUUUGCAUACAUCAUGCUUGCGUCAACAAAAUGUUUAUUUUAUCUACCAACAGAAAGUUAUAGGUCAAUGAAUCAGAACUGGAUUAUGGGGAAUGGGACCAUAUGUGAUGUAAUUUUUAUUAAUGAUACAGAUAUAUUUGCUUAUAAAUAUUUUCAUAAUUUCAUCCAAACGAAUUUUGAUCACCUUCAAGUUUCUUUUGUAAGUCCGCUGUUAUCAAAACGCAUGGCAGAUAUUGUAAAUGGAAAGAAAAGGAGGUUUUGGAGUAUAGAUAGCAGUCACUGCCAAGUGGAUGAUUUUGUAUCAGAUGACGUCAUUGUUUGCAACCGUAAUUACGCGAAAGCUAUUAUACAACUAACGAAGCUCUUUCAUACGAAACAAGCUGCUCUAAUUUCAUCCGCAAACAUCUGCCAAAACAUUACGGCCAACGAAAUAUUAAAGUCAUUUAACAACCAUAAUGGUAGACAUGGUAUACAAAAUAUCACGCACUACGAAACACAGGAAAUCCACAAUCCUGUAAAGCUUAGGAGAAUGUUUUAUGAUUUGAAAUCUCGCGAAGUAUCCGUCGUGAUACUGCUAGUUGAUAAAGUAGCCAGUGAUUUGAUAUUUGAAAUGGCUGAAAAUUAUGGAAUGACGAGUUACGACACAGUUUGGUUAACGGUUGAAUACAGCCAUUACUUAAAACUGGGUAAAGAUAAUAUACCUUGGCAAAUAAUUGAUUUCCAUCAAUCAAAACACGCCUCGUGGCAGAGUGACAUACUGGAGGAGACCGUCGAAGCGAUUGCGUCAUUUAUUAAUGAGAACAAUGUUACAAACACGAUCAAUAAUAGCUCGACAGAAACAGCGUUAACCAGGAAAUUGAAAAGAAAUCUAUACCAAAUAAAUUGUAUUAACGAACAACACAAAAUCGAUAUAUUCGCGAGAAACAUAACAUUGAUGCCUCUUCUUACAUGGACUAAAGUAUUUUCGUGGUCAAACAACCACGAAUUAAAAAUGUAUGCUGAAGCAAGUUUAUUAGUUCGUAUGAUAAAAACUCCAUCUAAGUCGAUAAGGUUAAAAGUGGUUACUAUUAUGGAUUCACCUUUCACUAUACACGCCAAUCAUUUAUUUAAUGGUAAGACAUGUGACCACGGCGUUUUGUGUAAGAGAUCUGUCUUAGGUUUAUCGGAAUCGGAUCCAGACAAAUGGGAACCCACAUGUUGUAUCGGAUUUCUUAUGGACUUACUUACCAUUGUAUCAAAUGAUUUGCAAUUUAUUCCUGACGUUUACAUUGUUGAAGAUGGUUACUAUGGAGGCAAAGAUAAAUCCACUGGAAAAUGGAACGGUCUUGUGCAAGAUGUACUUUUAGAAAAAGCCGACAUAGCCGUGGCUGCACUUACUCCAACAGCUGAUCGUUCUGAAGUUGUCGAUUUUUGUGAGCCAUACAUGAGAGUGGAUUUAGUUGUUAUGAUUUCAACUUUGAAUAACAAAUUAGCCUUUAUAAACUGGGAAUUUCUCUCUCCAUUGUCACACGAUUUGCGGAUCUGGAUUUUAUGUACAUUUAUUAUUGGUACUGUCUUAAUAUACAUUCUUGAGAAUCAACAUUUAGUACUAAAACGAAUUACUGAUAAAAGUGUACACCCAGAUUAUCCAUGGAGAGAAGGAUUUUCGUAUUUUUCUGGACUAACAUUCCAGAGAGACUUAGGUGGAAAAAAUCCUCGUAGGCCUGGUGCACGUGUGACCGCUGUUGCGUUUGCUUUUGGUAUGGUUAUUAUCAUGACAACAUAUACAGCUGUAUUGACUGCAUCAAAGGUUUCGCAAGAAAGUAAAAAUCCUUUCUUUGGAUUCAAAGAUGACAGAAUACGCCACCCUUCAUCAGAAUUUGAGUACGCCACAGUAGCCCACACUAGCAUUGAAUCAUACUUCAAAAAUUCAGAUGAUGAAGUUCAUCAACGAAUGUACCAAUUCAUGCUACUUUACAAUGUUAACAAAACAACAGAGGGAAUCGAGUUGGUUCAGCGUGGGAACCUUAAAGCCUUCAUACACGAGUCUCCAUUACUUACUUACCACAUGAGCAAGCAAAGCGAAUGCAAUCUAAAAAUCUAUGGUGAACCAAUUCCACAAGGUGGGUAUGCAUUCAGUGUUUCAAAGAAUUCACAAUGGAAGCAUUUAAUUUCACAAUCAGUGCUUAAAUAUAAAGAAAAAGAAAUUGUUAACGAAAUCUAUAAAAAAUGGUUUCCAACUUCGUGCAGCCAGAAUGCUUCGGCUACCCUAACUUACUCUGAAGUAGAAAUCAAUUACUUUGGUGGACUAAUAUUCUUACUAGGCGUUUGCUUACUUCUCACGGUUGCACUGUUAGGUGUAGAACAUUUUUGUCAUCGUCAUCAUCGGCGUGUUAUUAACCCAAUACAAGAUAAAGUUCUUGUAUGGAGAGAGACCAAAGCAGCUGGUAGACGAAAUGCGUUGAUAGAUCCAAACGAUAUCAGUAAAUUGCAGAAAUUGCAACAAAAGCAAGCUGAAGAAGGCGGUGACUCUGAUUCGAGUAGUGAUAGUGUUAUAAGUGAAGGUGAGGAAGAACUAAUACGCAUGCGCAUGGCGUCAAUGCGUCGGGGAUCAAGAAGUGUGAACAUGUCAACAAAUCAUUCGGUUAAGUCGAGUGACGAUAGUAUGAAUAGUGUGUCUUUGUUUCGAAGCAAACAAAGUGGAUCUGUUGGAACCUUUGCGUUAAGAUCAAAAAGAACUUUACAUUCGACCGUAGAAGUGAGCGAAAACGAAUCCAGUGAAAGCAAAGAAAGUCCAUUUCGCGAGUUAGAAAGCGAUCACAAACUAAAGGAUCAUGUCAUUCGAAUCGACCAUGGCCUCUCUUCAGAUUGUGAUUCUAACUUUGAAAGAAGUGAAACGGGAGAAAAUAUUUCGAUGACGUCGACGUUGUCGAAAGAAGAUGAAAAUGUUGAGAAAACGCACUUUGAGAAUACUGAUGAUGACAACAGCAAAGUUGAAGCUUUAGCUAAUGCAGAUUCUUCUAAAUGUCGUAACAACAAUAACGAAAUCCAUAACGACAAAAAUGGCAAUAUCGACAACGAAAACGACAGCGACAAAGAUGGUAACAACAACAACGAAUACGAAAUCAACAACGACAGAAAAAGCAACGACGACAACGAAAACGAAAUCAACAAUGAAAUAGACAACGACAGAAAUAACAACAACAACGACAACGACGAUGAUGAUGACGAAAACAAAAACAGAAACACCAACGACGGCAAUAGGAACAACAACAAGGUCAAAAACGACAGUAAAAACGACAAUAAAAACGACAAAGACAAGCACGACAAUAACAAUAGCAGCGACAAAAGCAAUGACGACCACACCAAAAACGAUAACCAAGACGUUCAUAACAAAUGCAACGACAGCAAUGAUGAAAACCAAAACAACGGCUGUACUCACCAUAAGAGAAGUAACUGCAGUAUUGAUGACGACGUUAGUAACAUAAAUAGUUCUAAAAACGACGUUACGAACAUCAACGGCGAUGGCGGCGGCGUCGACGAUGCUAACAGUGUUAAUAUAACAGAAAAUAAAACAGUCCAAAACAUGGAGUCUAUAAUACCUAACCCAUUGCAGACAACAACAUUAGAAAAUAUUGACAAGAUACUAAAUAAUAACAAAGCAAAUGGAAUACUGCACGUAAAUAUGGAUGUGGGAAGCGAAGAAAUAUAAUUCAAUAAUCAACGUAACAAGAAUAGUGUAGAGAAGUGGUGGUUGGCAGUAAACUAUUUUGUGAUUAAAAAAUCUUUUCAAUCUUUGUUUAUUUAAUUCCUCAUAAAUGUUAUAUUGCUUAAAAGUUUUGAGGAUCAAAAUUUUCGACACUUGUGUGCAAAAUAGUGUUUUUAUCUAUUUCCAAGCUUUUAUGCAUUUCUUAAAAGUAUUAAUGAAAUGGUGGAAACUGUUAAACAUCGAGAAAAAAAAAAGUUUAGAAAAAUAAAUCAUAUAAGACACGAAAAUAUGUUUUUUCAGCAUAAUUGGGUACAUGAGCGUGGAUGGUAUUCAAUGCUUUGAGUUAAAUAGCUUUUGAAUAAUAAGAAAAAUACUUGGCUUUUUUAUGUGAAGUUUUUGUCCCACAAAGUUUUACUCAAAAACGAAUACGACGAAAAAGACUUUUCUCUUUUAUAUUUUGUAAAUAUUCAAGUUUGUUGUAUAUUUCACUUUACCACAAACAACAAUCCUGACACGUCCGA
Hydractinia symbiolongicarpus is the source of this 5509-nucleotide messenger RNA. Its product is annotated as glutamate receptor ionotropic, NMDA 3A-like. Gene Ontology annotation, biological process: modulation of chemical synaptic transmission; synaptic transmission, glutamatergic. Gene Ontology annotation, cellular component: postsynaptic membrane; plasma membrane. The record is from RefSeq and is a predicted model, not a curated record. The transcript is spliced from 5 exons. The coding region runs from base 1257 to 4991 and encodes 1244 amino acids. Gene Ontology annotation, molecular function: glutamate-gated receptor activity; transmitter-gated monoatomic ion channel activity involved in regulation of postsynaptic membrane potential. NCBI's taxonomy places the organism in Eukaryota, Metazoa, Cnidaria, Hydrozoa, Anthoathecata, Hydractiniidae.